Messenger RNA from Rotaria sordida, 2605 nucleotides. NCBI's taxonomy places the organism in Eukaryota, Metazoa, Rotifera, Eurotatoria, Philodinida, Philodinidae. The record is from the annotation of a GenBank genome assembly.
AUGAAAUUACAAUCAUCCGAUCCAACUGUCACUGCAAAUCGAUAUUCAAAUCAAUCUACACUAACUACGGAACCUAAGACUGGUAGUCGCAUGGAGAUUUCCUGCAGUCACUGUUUCAAGAUAAUAGAUGUAGACAGUUACUUUGAUCAUUUGGUUAGUUUAAGCUCAGAUUUUUAGCCUAAUAUUGUGAUUUUUCUAAUAGAGAGACUUUCAUCUGAUAUGAAGACUAUAAUGCGACGACAGGUUCUAGCAGUUAACCACCACUACUAUGACUUCUGUACUUCAAAUCAUGUUGUUUUAAUUUUUCAUAUUUUCUUUUCCUCAACAAAAGAAUUUUUACAUAUUUCAAUAAAAUGGGUGUGGGUGUGGGUGAGUGUGAGUCAGUAAGAUGCUCCCUCAUACCCACACCCACUACAGCAUCCACACGCCCGCCCACACUAACACCUAUACCCAUACAAUAUGCAACUUCUACUCUCAGAUGAACUUAUUAUUCUUAUCAAAAGCUGUGAUGUUUUGAAUUUUUCUUUUAAUGAUAUCGUAUCAAGAAUAUCGAUCUCUUACAAAUAACUAUUAAUUGAUUCACGGUUGACAAAUUAUACAAAUCAGCUGUCAAAUAGAACCCAGCGUUUCCACAAGAAGCGGAACUAAGAACCGAAUUUUCAAGAUUUUGAUAUCCGAAACCGAAGUGAAACCGUUGGAACCGUGAAGCUUUUACUGGUAACUAUAUUCGUCUAUGCUUAUUCAACUUUAGCUAUUUCGAUCCUAGUAAAUUUUCCAUUCACUUAUUGCUUUGAGUUUUGAUGUUAUCAUAAUGCUAGAUGAUAAGAAAGUUUUUUCAGGCAUGGAUACUGCAGAAAAAGUAAACACAGAAUUUUGAUAAAGAAAUCUAAUAUUGCUAUAAAGUUGCCAGGUCAAUCACGCUCAAUCGAAUCCGAUCGGAUUCAAAUAAUUUUGGGGUGCUUCUGUCGGAAGUUGUCGGAAUCCCAGUUACUGGAUUCCGACGAAAUCCGGACCGGAAUUCGUUAGUUAGAAUUGAUUGACCUGAGUUAGUAAGAAAAUUUUUAAUGGAACUACUCCAACUAAUCGGAAAAGGAAGACUACCGAUUGUGAUCAACAAUCCACUUCGUUGCAUUGCACAAUCAAGAAUAGUUUAAGACUUCAGCAGCAAGAAAAAGAGUUGGAAAAGACGAAAUAUUUGAUAUUGUUAUUUGUGGUGAUGAUUAUGAAACAAAGAACACAGGUUUUAGUAUAACUCAUUAAAUCGAUGAGGGUGUGGGUGUGGGUGUGGGUAAGAGUGUGGGUGGGUGUGGGUCAGAGGUUCAAACAGGCUCACUUUUUAAAGGCCUCGCCUGCCUGAGAUCGGCUUACAUCCCUUGUAACCUGUCUGUGCCGGUUCUUUGUUUUCUUUGGCAUAGCCUGCCUGCCUGUAAUUUUUCAGGCCUGUAUGGGCCUGCCAGUCAAGGCCUGUGUAUUUUUUUCACGUCAAUAUCAUAGUAACAUGGGGGUGUGGGUGUGAGUGUCGGUGUCGGUGUGCGUGUGGGUGUGGGUCUGGGUGUUUGAAGAAACUAUCCACACCCACACCCACGCACCCCACGCCCACGCACCCCACACCCACGCAUCCCACACCCACGCACCCCACACCCAUCGACCCACACCCACCCAUACCCACACGCACACCCACCAUUUGAUCUUUCAUAAACGACAAAAAUUUUUACUCGACACCUCUUUUUUUCCAAAAAUUUUUCAAGAUCUCUGUCAUCCUCUAUUCGAAAAAUCAGCCAGUUUUCGAAAAAAUAGAAAAUCUUUUUCGUUUUUUCUCCGCUUAUGACUUCUUAAUGGUGCAAAUCAAGUUUCUCUGUUGUUACUUAUACAAUGAAUUUAAUUUUCUUCUGUUUGAAAGAGCGCGUCAUUCUUUUUCAAAAACAAAACAUUCGAAAUACAUGAAAAGGAGUAUGGGUGAUGGUAUUGACUUGAUAUCAACUAUGUAUGAAAAUAUAUAUAAAAUGUUUUGCUUUGAGGCUUUUUAUUUAUGUAAAUAUGAAUAUAAUAUGCUACAUACGUCAAAAUAAAAAUUAAUUUGAUAGUUAUUUCUACGACCUUUUGCUCCUCAAUAUUUUUUCAAGGAUGAAUAUGUUUCGAUGUUAUUUUGUAUGCAUUAUUCACUAGAGCUCUGCGGUUCCAAAAAAAUUACAACCGAGAACCGAAUCGAGGACCAAAUUUUUGUUUCUCUUACCUGGAACCAGAACCGUUAGGAACCGAACUUUUUCUUGAGGAUGAGAGUUUCAAGAUGUGUGGAUGUUGCAAGAUGCGCAUUAUAUCAGUACCUUGCUUCAUUUAUUCAUGAUAAGUUUUCGUAGUAAUCCUGGUUUUCAAGAAAAAGCUCUUAAGUUAGUGAAAACGGUUUGGGUGUGGGUGUGGGUGUGGGUGUGGGUGUGGGGUACGUGGGUGUGGGUAUGGGUGUCGGUGGCUGUGCACGUGGGUCUUCUCGUCACUCAAAAUCACAGCAUACACCCACACCUACAGCCAAAAUCGAGACUUGAAAGUAAAAAUGUGGAAGAUCCAGACUGUUCUUUCGGUACAACUCAUUUUGUCAUCCAUAAAAGGC